CGCAUCAAGCGCCAUCUACGUCCCCAAGCAAAACCGCCAUCGACUUUCUUUCGCAUUUCCGUUAAGCCAUGCCUUUCAGGAGGUUCGUUGAGACGGGGCGUGUGGCCAUGGUGGCCGAUGGCCCCAAAAAAGGCAAGCUGGUGAGCAUUGUGGAUGUUAUUGAUCAAACCAGGGUUUUGAUUGAUGGACCAACAAGUAAUGUAGCUAGGACUCAAAUGAGAUUAAACCAGCUACAUUUAACCAAAUUUAGGAUAAAAUUCCCUUUCACAGCAUCAACUCGUGUUGUUAGGAAAUCUUGGAAUGAUGCUAAAAUCGAUGAGAAGUGGAACGAAUCAGUUUGGGCACAAAAAUUAGCUGCCAAAGAAAAGCGCGCUGCCCUAACAGAUUUCGAUCGUUUCAAGUUGAGACGGGCUAGGACUCGUAGGAAUAAAAUCAGAUCCAUUACUUUUUAUAAUAUGAAAAUGACAUCGUCUAGAAAUGGUUCGCUUUUUGGUAAGAAGAAAAUGGCUAAAGGCGGUGAUAAGCCUAAAAUCAAAAAAGCAGGGAAAAAAGAGGAGAAACCCAAGAAAAAAUAACAUAAAUUUGUGUUAAGGACGAAUAUAUAAGUUUAUAUUAUAAA
Molecule: messenger RNA, 619 nt
Organism: Onthophagus taurus
Lineage: Eukaryota; Metazoa; Arthropoda; Insecta; Coleoptera; Scarabaeidae
Gene: RpL14
Product: Ribosomal protein L14
Biological process (GO): ribosomal large subunit biogenesis; translation
Cellular component (GO): ribosome; cytosolic large ribosomal subunit
Molecular function (GO): RNA binding; structural constituent of ribosome
Source: RefSeq, a predicted model, not a curated record